CCUUGGAAAAAUGGAAACCGACGGCGAUUUAUAGGAUUCUCUCUUAUAACUAAGUCUAACCCUCUCUCUAUCUCUCUUCAACGAUGGCUCAACCGCUCUACACAGUCACGGUGAUGGAGCAAAGCCAGGUUGCUCCACCACCCAGCUCAGUUCCUGCCACAACUAUUCCUCUCAGUUUCUUUGACAUCCCAUGGCUUCUCUGCCGUCCCAUGCAACGCCUCUUCUUCUAUGAAGCUCCUCAACCCACCAACUAUUUCACACAAGCCAUCCUUCCCACUCUCAAACACUCUCUCUCCCUCACUCUCCAACGCUUCUUUCCCUUGGCAGCCAAUCUGGUGUGCCCUCCUCCACAAACCCACAAACCCUAUAUCCUCUACGCAGAGGGAAACUCUGUCCCUUUCACCGUCGUUGAGGCUGCCGGCGAUUUCAACCACCUCGUGGCCAGUUAUCCACGGGAUGUUAGAGAAUUACACCACUUCGUGCCGCAGUUGCCCCCAACACACGUGUCAUCGGAUAAGACCCGUGUAAUCCCUCUCAUGGCCAUGCAAGUCACAGUUUUUCCAAAUGAAGGAAUUUGUAUUGGCAUCACCUUCUGCCACAUGGCAGCUGAUGGAAGGGCGUUCCACCAUUUCAUGAAAUCGUGGGCGUCUCUGUGCAGGACAGGAGGAGACUUGACUUGCCUUGACAGGUCACCGCCUUUCCAUGACAGGGCUGUGAUGAAAGACCCAAAUGGGCUCGAGCAAAAUUUCUUGGAGGACUGGUGGAAUUGGGGGUCAGCGUGGACGGAUGACACAGGUCUCAUCAACGAUUUUGCUGAAAAGGUUCGGGCCACAUUUGUUCUGGGCCGAGCCCAUAUUGAGGGACUAAAGCAGUGGGUCAAAGGUCAAUGCAUGAACAAAGAAGCCUUGGAGUUGGAGCCAUUACACGUAUCAACGUUUGUGGUAACAUGUGCAUUCAUUUGGGUUUGUUUGAUCAAAUCCCAAUACAAUGGAGCAAGUGAUUUUUCGGAUAAUAGUGAGCUUUUCUACUUCGCUUUUGUAGCAGAUUGCCGAAACCGGCUUAAAUUUCCUGUACCUUCUACAUAUUUCGGAAAUUGCCUAGCAAUAUGUAUUGUAGCACUUGAGAAGGGUGAGCUACUGGGAGAAACUGGGAUUUUCGAAGCUGUAAAAGUUAUUGGAAACAAAGUUCGGCAGUCGGAGACUGAAGCCUUAAGAGGGGCAGAGACAUGGCUGUUGGAUUGGAAAGAAAAAUCAGAAACAGGGACUCUUGUUACAGUUGCAGGAUCACCAAGAUUGGGUGUUUAUGAGACAGAUUUUGGGUGGGGGAGGCCAAAAAAGAGCGAAGUGGUUCAUAUUGAUGUUACGGGGGCUGUAUCUCUUGCUGAGUGUAGAGAUGAGGAGGGUGGAAUUGAGGUUGGUUUGGCACUUAGUAGGAAAAAUAUUGCUCAUUUUACUGCCAUCUGGGAACAGAGCUUGAAGCUUUUUUGAAUCUCCAUAUUAGCUGAAUAAGAUUGUAUCCAUACUUGAUAUUGUCACAAGAUCGUUUACAUAUAUCAUCAUAAAGUUUGAUCAUUGGGACUUUGGAUUUCUUACCCACAAUGAGUUCGAUGAGUUCCAUUGGUUUUAUAUCUCUUUUCUCUUUCUAUCUUGUAUCCAAUAAGUUGGUAUUUAUGGAAAUGAUCAAUGAAAG
Corylus avellana is the source of this 1689-nucleotide messenger RNA. RefSeq names its product coumaroyl-CoA:anthocyanidin 3-O-glucoside-6''-O-coumaroyltransferase 2-like. The record is from RefSeq and is a predicted model, not a curated record. Lineage: Eukaryota; Viridiplantae; Streptophyta; Magnoliopsida; Fagales; Betulaceae.